AUGGACUUCUCUCGACUACCCUCACCACCAUCGAUCAGCAGUUUUGAACGACACAUGCCAGGACACUCAUUUUCAUCACACGGUCCAAUGCGAAUCCCGAACAAUAAAAGAGAUGACUUUGUUCCCCCGCCUCUACCUCCACCCCCUCGAAUAAAUGAUCUCGAAGAUGGUCAUGACGCAGGCUGGCUUCAUGCCAACGGGAUGGGCAGACCCGAUGUUGCAAAGCUAGCUCCUAUAAACCCGGGCUCGAGUCUCCUGGGUGGCCAUCACCCCAUUCCACGUCUCGAGCGUAUGACUCUCAAUGAAUCAAAUAACUCAGCCGACUCCUUUGCCAAGGUUAAAAUCGAACCUCCGAGACCUGUGGAUGGGGGCUUUAGGAGCUCAAUUUCGUCGACACUGUCAGAGCCGAUCCUGCAGGGUGAGCGUGAUUUUUCUAUAAAGAGCGUCAUGAAUUCGUCGGAUAAUUAUGAUCGGCAUUUGCUGUCCAAGAUAGGAAAACCACAUUCCCCUCCACGUUCAUCAAACACCCUAGGAAGUGAUUGUCGAGGAGGUCCAACGACUACAUUACCCUUCCAUAAUAGUUCCUUGGGAACCAGCUAUCAGUCGUCUCCUGCUAGUGAUCCGUUUAGUCUAGGCGCCUUUGCUGCUUCGUCUGGAGGCGUUUCGCCAAGGUCAAAGCCGGUAUGGAAAGACUUGUCUGAUCAUUAUCGCAGUCCGAGUGUGGAAAGCAGUGUUCCAUCAAUGGGAAAUGAUCAGGAUAGCUAUUCAUGUCGCCAGAGAACGGGAGCGAUGACUCCUAAGUCGGAAGAUACAUUCUCCUUUCUUCCCCGUUUCAAUCGAUCUAGCCAAGAUCACGGUGUUUUUCCAGACGUCGAAGGUGAUGACGAUCAUGACCAAUUUCGCCAUUCUCACACACAAUCAUAUUCCGAUGGUAUAUCCAGGCAACAUGGAAUGAAACGAAGAGCCUCAUCCCCUCCUCGAGAGCCCAUAAGCGAUGCUCGGCAUGCUCUUCACAAAGCUACAAGCAACGGCGAUCUUGCGCAAAGACGAACAAGUGGACAUCCCUUUUCCAGCCACGCUUCCUCAAGCGCACGUUAUCCCCCUAGUCAUGGCUCAUUAUCUUCUCUAUCUUCGGCCAGCUAUCGAACAUCUACCUCUUCUUUUAGCUCUUCCGUGGGACUCUCGGUUGGUGGUAGUAGCAUGACCAGUACAUCUUCCUAUGAUCGAAUCUCUUCUGGGGGUCUUUCCCCACAGAGUGAAGGCGAUCACUUCCAUCACGAGAAGCCAUUAAUAAAUCAGUCCAGUGCCGGGGGGUCUCUAAAUAGCCUUCAAGCUUCAAGAUUAUCAUAUGGUAGUAUUGUAGACACGAAGCCUAUUGUGUCAGGGCGCAAGAUAUCCUUACAAUCGUCUGUGGAUGGUCCGAAGGGGGCUGGCUCUAAACUUGGAGGACUAUUUAUUUGCGAUUGUUGUCCUAAGAAGCCAAAGAAGUUCGAAACAAAGGAAGAGCUUCUGGCGCAUGAAUCGGAAAAACAGUACUCGUGCCAUUUCUGCAAUAAUCGUUUCAAGAACAAAAACGAGGCAGAGCGUCACCAGAACUCCUUGCAUUUAAGACGACAUUCUUGGUCAUGUGCAGCACUUUCUGGCUAUCAGGCUGCGUUCCAUCCCUCGACCUCUGCUACAACCCAGAGUAAUCUUGGUCCCACUCACGACACUUGCGGCUAUUGUGGCGAAGAAUUCCCGAACAACCCCCAGCCCGACUGGGAGGCUCGUUUUGACCACUUGACCAGUGUGCAUAAAUUCGGGGAAUGCAAUAAUGUGAAGAAGUUUUUCCGGGCGGAUCACUUCCGCCAGCACCUGAAACAUAGCCAUGCAGGUACUCCAGGAAAAUGGACUAACAUACUCGAAAACGCAUGCAUGAAGGAAGAGCCUCAGGUGGAAUCAAGACUGGGUAGUAUUAGUGAACAGGGCAGUCCGAAAAAGUCUGAUUCACAAGACAUAAGUGGAGCUGGCUCCGCGACAUUUGCAUCGAAUACCAUUGACGAAGCGAUGGAUGAAUCCUAA
This is a messenger RNA of Talaromyces proteolyticus, 2061 nucleotides long. RefSeq lists its product as uncharacterized. The transcript has 3 exons. The coding region runs from base 1 to 2061 and encodes 686 amino acids. NCBI's taxonomy places the organism in Eukaryota, Fungi, Ascomycota, Eurotiomycetes, Eurotiales, Trichocomaceae. The record is from RefSeq and is a predicted model, not a curated record.